Xylaria bambusicola is the source of this 1627-nucleotide messenger RNA. RefSeq lists its product as uncharacterized. NCBI's taxonomy places the organism in Eukaryota, Fungi, Ascomycota, Sordariomycetes, Xylariales, Xylariaceae. Bases 310 to 1497 code for a protein of 395 amino acids. The record is from RefSeq and is a predicted model, not a curated record. The transcript has 2 exons. Gene Ontology annotation, molecular function: GTPase activity.
CAUGAUGUCCCCAGGUUGGAAUCAUAAAUCACCAAAUUCUCGGCAGGCAGCUAGAUAUAAAUUUGGAGCCCUACUGUAAAAGAGCAACCGUGAUCCCAAGGAUGGCUACUACCCCUCACCCCCACACCCCGCAAUGUGGGUAGGAGGUAGCUUCUAGUUUACCUGCCCGCCAAGUUCAAAUUAUUUUUGUCUUCUACAUCGCACGCUGCCCUCUCUAACGCCUGGCCCAGAAGUCUACCUAGGUACGGACACCGCUGCUUGGGACUACUUCCACACUUAUCAUAUCGGCUAUCAUAUCGGCUACAAGCGAUGAUGGCUUCUGAAGCAAGUGCGUCGACAUCGGCGGCGGCGGCUCCGCAGCCUGUGGCCAUCGUCUGCGUUGGAAUGGCAGGCUCAGGCAAGACGACUUUCAUGCAGCGCAUCAACGCGCAUCUGCAUGCGAAAAAAGAGCCACCUUAUGUCAUCAACCUCGACCCUGCCGUCUUAAACGUCCCCUUCGAAAGCAACAUCGAUAUCCGAGAUUCCGUCAACUACAAAGAGGUCAUGAAGCAGUACAACCUAGGUCCCAACGGAGGCAUCUUGACGUCGCUGAACCUCUUUGCCACCAAAGUUGACCAGAUCUUGGGUCUUCUGGAGAAGCGCGCCGCCCCGGAUCCGGAGCAACCUGGCAAGAAACUCAUCAAGAAUAUAUUAGUCGACACCCCUGGUCAGAUUGAAGUCUUCGUAUGGUCUGCCUCUGGGCAGAUUCUCCUCGAAUCCCUCGCGUCUUCGUUCCCUACCGUCAUAGCCUAUGUCAUUGACACGCCGCGGACGGCUUCCACUAGCACCUUCAUGAGUAACAUGCUCUAUGCCUGUUCGAUCCUCUACAAGACUAAGCUGCCCAUGAUCUUAGUCUUCAACAAGACUGAUGUCCAGGACGCGAGCUUCGCGAAAGAAUGGAUGACGGAUUACGAUGCAUUCCAGGAGGCUUUGCACCGCGAUGAAGAAGGCAACGCCUUUGGCGGCGUUGAGGGCGAAGGUGCGGGCAGUGGAUACAUGGGAAGCCUGCUCAACUCCAUGAGCUCGAUGCUGGAAGAGUUCUACGCCCAUCUCAGUGUUGUCGGGGUCUCGUCUAUGACUGGACAAGGCGUCGAUGAGUUUUUCGCCGCUGUACAAGAGAAAGCCGAAGAGUUUAAACAAGACUACUUGCCGGAGCUGGAACGGAAGAGGAAGGAGAGAGAUGAGCAGAAACGCAAGAUGAGGCAGAAGGAGCUAGACAAGAUGAUGAAAGGCAUGUCGAUGGGUGAAUCUAGCGGCACGGCAGAGCCCAAGACGGCUGAUAACGAUGACUCGGAAAUCGAGAGCAAUAACGGGGACGAUGACGACUACGCAGAUGUUGACGAUGAGUAUGACCGCGAGGGACUACAGGCCAGGUAUGCGGCAGCCAUGGAGGCAAACCAGGACUCGACGAUGGACGACGCCAGUUUCGCCAAAUUUCUUCAUACACAACGAAGGUAAGAAGUAAUGAAAUGGGGGCUAUUAAAGGGAAAAGUAUGUUAUUUGGAAACGGACAUAUGGCAAGUCAAGACAAAAGCCGUGGAGUUUAUCGGUAGCAUAGAUGGCGCAAUGAUACCAAUUUUGAUUUUCC